This is a messenger RNA of Varanus komodoensis (Komodo dragon), 1527 nucleotides long. RefSeq names its product major facilitator superfamily domain containing 2A (gene MFSD2A). The transcript is spliced from 10 exons. Gene Ontology annotation, cellular component: membrane. The coding region runs from base 184 to 1527 and encodes 447 amino acids. Gene Ontology annotation, biological process: carbohydrate transport. The record is from RefSeq and is a predicted model, not a curated record. Gene Ontology annotation, molecular function: lysophospholipid:sodium symporter activity. NCBI's taxonomy places the organism in Eukaryota, Metazoa, Chordata, Lepidosauria, Squamata, Varanidae.
CCGCUUUGGGGAGGGAAAGCGCUGCGAACCGCCUGGCCCGAGCAGUGAAAGGGGAAAGUGGUGCGGGGCGAGGGACGAGCAAAACUAACAAGCAGCGCUAGAGCGUCCCGCGGGUGGGAGGAAUAAGCCCGGAGAUCGGGUGCUCGCAGGGCUUGUUGGGCGCUUCGCUUGAAUUUCUUGCCAAUGGCCAAAGGAGAAGGAGCAGAAAGCUUGUCAACCGCGGGACUUUUGCAGCAAAGCAUCUUAAAACCAGAGGAAUUGAUUCGUCCCAAGAAAGAAAGCAAAAAAAAGCUGUCAGUAUGCAGCAAAGUGUGUUACGCCAUCGGAGGAGCACCGUACCAGAUCACCGGCUGUGCCUUGGGUUUCUUCCUGCAGAUCUACUUGUUGGAUGUGGCACAGCUGGACCCUUUCUCUGCAUCCAUCAUCCUUUUUGUGGGCCGGGCAUGGGAUGCUGUUACUGACCCGCUAGUGGGCUUCUUCCUCAGUAAGACAUCAUGGAGUCGCAUGGGACGCCUGAUGCCCUGGAUUGUAUUUUCUACUCCUUUUGCUGUGAUCUCCUAUUUCCUGAUAUGGUUUGUGCCAGACGUCUCUCAAGGGCAAGUGAUGUGGUACCUCUUCUUCUACUGCAUCUUCCAGACUCUGGUGACGUGCUUCCAUGUGCCCUACUCGGCCCUCACCAUGUUCAUUAGCAGAGAGCAGAGUGAGCGAGAUUCUGCCACUGCCUACCGCAUGACGGUGGAAGUGCUGGGGACUGUCCUGGGAACCGCCGUCCAAGGGCAGAUCGUGGGCAAAGCGGACACACCGUGCAUUCCAGACCCUCUCCUGUUGCCGGUGCUCAACUCUUCUUCCGUCGCCGUGGGGGAGCUCAACAUCACCCAUGACACCGGCUCGCUCACAGAUACGAGGAACGCCUACAUGCUCGCAGCCGGGGUCAUCGGUGGAAUAUACAUCCUCUGUGCUGCCAUUCUCUUUGCCGGCGUGCGGGAGAGACGAGAAUCCUCAGAGCUCCAUCUGGACAAGCCGGCUUCCUUCUUCCAGGGCUUGAAGCUGGUGAUGAAGCAUGGCCCCUACAUCAAGCUGAUUGCUGCCUUUCUCUUUACCUCCUUGGCUUUCAUGCUUCUGGAAGGCAACUUCGCUCUGUUCUGCACGUACACCUUGGGGUUCCGGAAUGAGUUCCAGAACGUUCUGCUUGCCAUCAUGCUCUCUGCCACUUUGACCAUCCCUUUCUGGCAGUGGUUUCUAACGCGUUUUGGAAAGAAAACGGCUGUCUACAUUGGUAUCUCGGUAAGUCAACGUCCUCAAGAGGCGAUGCAGGUUUGGUCCAUGAGUAUGCCUCUGUUGCAAAGCCUCCCAGGAAAACUUGGAAGGGCGCUAACACCUGUCGGGUUCUGGGCAGCUUCAGGACUCCUCGUGCUGGCCAAAUGCCAGACCAACCGCCCUGGAAGUUGCAGGAUCCCUCCCGGGCUCGAUUGCAGCUGCCAGGGCCUUCACCCACGCCGCCUGGGGGCCCUGGGAAAGAGCUGCUGA